Messenger RNA from Haliotis rufescens (red abalone), 1548 nucleotides. Its product is annotated as probable aldo-keto reductase 1. Bases 168 to 1187 code for a protein of 339 amino acids. The record is from RefSeq and is a predicted model, not a curated record. Gene Ontology annotation, molecular function: oxidoreductase activity. The transcript is spliced from 8 exons. NCBI's taxonomy places the organism in Eukaryota, Metazoa, Mollusca, Gastropoda, Lepetellida, Haliotidae.
CACAUGACCUGCAUGUCACAUGAUCAAAAGAUGGCGGCAGUUAUAUAAGCGCCAGUAUUGUCAGAUGAAAACUCCAUGUUAAAGCAUUAAGCUUGUUUUGUCCGCUGUGUCAGAGUUCUCAAUUACAACUUUAGAGGGAGAAACAUUAAGAGAUACAAUCACUAAAGAUGGCAUCAGUUCCAAAGACAACACUUUCUGGUGGUCUGGAGAUUGCAAAGAUUCUGAAUGGAAUGUGGCAGGUCUCUGGUGCCCAUGGCAACAUAGAUCCCAGCAAAGCAGUUGGGGAAAUGCUCAAGUACUAUGAUGCUGGCCUCACAACCUUUGACCUGGCAGAUAUUUAUGGUCCAGCAGAAGAGAUAUAUGGUGCCUUUGUACAAAAGCUCCCCAGCCUGCGAGGGGAGGAUGCUGUAUCCAGGUUACAGGGCCUGACAAAGUUUGUGCCCCGACCAGGACCAAUGUCACGACAGGUGGUGGAAGGGGCCAUUGCUCGGUCAAUGAAACGAAUGAAGGUCUCUCGUCUGGAUAGUGUCCAGUUUCACUGGUGGGAUUACUCGGACAAGCGGUACCUAGAGGCACUGAAACACUUGCAAGAUCUCCGGAAGGAGGGAAAGAUAGGUGAGGUGGCGCUAACCAACUUCGACACGACUCGUCUACAGGAGAUCAUUGACCACGGAGUGACCGUGUCCAGCAACCAGGUCCAGUUUUCGCUCCUUGACAUGCGGCCAGCAAGGAAGAUGGCGCCAGUCUGCGAGGCAAACAAUGUCAAAAUACUGGCAUAUGGUGUGUUAGGUGGUGGUUUGAUCAGUGAGAAAUACCUGGGGAAACCGGAGCCAAAGGGUCGAUCCGUCCUCAACACUGCCUCGCUCAGCAAGUACAAGAACAUGAUAGAUACAUGGGGUGGAUGGCCGUUGUUCCAAGAGCUGCUUGAGGUACUGGAUGAGAUUGCCAAGAAUCACAAUGUAUCAAUACCCAACAUCGCAGCCAACUACAUCCUUGCGCAGCCGGCGGUUGGGGGUGUCAUAUUGGGGUGUCGACUUGGAGUGCCCGGCUGUGAACAUAUUGAUGACAACCUGCAAGCUCUCACAGUCAACCUUACAGACUCCGAUAAACUUGAAAUUGACUUUGUGUUGAAGAAAGGUCGUGACCUGAUGACAGCUAUUGGAGAUUGCGGAGACGAGUACAGAUGAUGGGUAGAAAGUUUGGUGUUAUUCUUACAGGUGAUGUGACUGUUACUUAGCAUCGAAUUACUGGAACUACCCAGUUUGUAGCUCCCCUUCACGAGUUGCAAAAAGGCAAUUAUCACAUGGUUAUGAAGAGUUUUAUUUCUUCUAUUCUAAAAUAUGAUGAUCUGGAUCUUUGUGUGUAUUACUUCGCUAAUAACAGCUUACAUAUGUAGAAAGUCAGGUCAUGAUGUUGUUGAAUGACGGAAGGCUGCAUUUCAUCAGGGCCUUGUCCCACAAACUGAUCUGGGGGCACGGGUGGCUCAGUUUUCUGACGCGCUGCAAUUCGCUGUGUAGAGUUGCAUCAUUUGGGCACGCCAGAAACCUA